This is a messenger RNA of Ornithodoros turicata, 4140 nucleotides long. Its product is annotated as 5-oxoprolinase-like. Gene Ontology annotation, biological process: glutathione metabolic process. Bases 236 to 4054 code for a protein of 1272 amino acids. The transcript has 33 exons. Gene Ontology annotation, molecular function: 5-oxoprolinase (ATP-hydrolyzing) activity. The record is from RefSeq and is a predicted model, not a curated record. Gene Ontology annotation, cellular component: cytosol. NCBI's taxonomy places the organism in Eukaryota, Metazoa, Arthropoda, Arachnida, Ixodida, Argasidae.
AGAAAAGGACUUUCGUUGAACUUAGCUCAAUCCGCCUGGUGCGAUUAAAUAUUGCGGAAAAUUGACUGGGCUGUUAAUAUCCAAGGUGCAUGUAAUGUCUGUCAAACCACAAACACUGUUAUGUGGUUAUGCACUGUUGUCACGUGAGAACUAAUGACUGUGUCAGCAUCUGUGGCCGGUUAUAAUUCGCGCUCGUUCUUUUGCACUCGUUUUGCGUUUAAAUCAAUUUCAGACGAUGGAGUCAGGUAAAUUUCAGUUUGCAAUCGAUCGUGGAGGUACUUUCACGGAUAUUUACGCGCGUUGCCCGAAUGGAAAUGUGCGUGUUAUGAAGUUGCUAUCAGAAGAUCCGUUGAAUUACCCAGAUGCCCCCAGGGAGGGCAUCAGGAGGAUACUCCAAGAGGAAACUGGACACCACUUCCCACCUGCAGAUCCCAUUGACACUUCCCUCAUUGAAUGGAUCCGCAUGGGUACGACGGUGGCCACCAAUGCAUUGCUGGAGAGGAAAGGAGAACGCAUGGCUCUAGCAGUUACAGCUGGGUUUCGUGAUCUCCUUUACAUUGGCAACCAGGCCAGGCCUCAUUUAUUUGAUGUGACAUGUUCCUGUCCAGAUGCCUUGUACGAGGGUGUUAUUGAAGUGCAAGAGCGAGUGAUACUUGCAAGAGAUGACUGUAAGCUGGAUAUCAAGGCACGCGCAACUACAGGCAAAACUGGGGAAAAGGUGAUGGUAUCCAAACCUCUGGAUGUGGAGGCCUUGAAGAAAGACUUGCAGAGCGUCUUGAACAACGGAGUUCGAAGCUUAGCAGUUGUCUUGAUACAUUCUUACACUUACGAAGAGCACGAGAGGCAAGUUGGGCAGUGUGCACUGGAAAUGGGAUUCGAGCAUGUAUCCCUGUCAUGCGAGGUCAUGCCUAUGGUUCGUGUAGUGCCACGGGGUUUCACAGGUUGUGUUGACGCCUACCUUACACCAUGCAUCAAGAAAUAUGUUCGUAGCUUUGCAAGUGGUUUCAAAGAUGGGCUCAAGGAUGUUGGGGUGCUCUUUAUGCAGUCCGACGGUGGACUCACACCAAUGCAAAUGUUCUCAGGCUCACGUUCAAUCCUGUCGGGUCCAGCUGGAGGUGUGGUUGGAUUUGCGAAGACGUCAUAUGAUGAGCAUUCCAAAGUGCCUGUCAUAGGGUUUGACAUGGGAGGUACUUCGACGGACGUCAGCCGUUAUGACGGCAGCUUUGACCACACUUUUGAAACCACCACAGCUGGCGUUGUAAUUCAGGCACCGCAGCUAGACAUUAGCACAGUGGCAGCUGGGGGAGGUUCGAUGCUGUUUUUCCGGUCAGGAAUGUUUGUCGUAGGGCCAGAAUCGGCUGGAGCGCAUCCUGGACCCACGUGCUAUCGGAAAGAUGGUCCCCUCACUGUGACGGAUGCUAACUUGCUCCUGGGACGCAUUCUUCCAAACUACUUUCCAAAGAUAUUCGGAAGCACCAAGGACCAACCGCUUGAUAAGGAUGCAACAGUCCACGCCUUUGAGAAUCUCACAACUCAGGUGAAUAGUUUUCUAGCCAGCCAGUCAUCCUCGCAGUCCAUGACUGCAGAAGAGGUGGCUAUGGGUUUUGUGGCUGUUGCCAAUGAAUCCAUGUGCAGGCCAAUCAGGGCUAUUACACAAGGCAAAGGAUAUGACACUUCAUUGCACGUACUGGCAUGCUUUGGUGGAGCAGGUGCACAGCAUGCAUGUGCUAUAGCACGUUCACUUGGGAUGAAGAAGGUCCUUAUCAAUAGGUAUGCUGGUAUUUUGUCAGCAUAUGGAAUGGCAUUAGCAGAUGUUGUGCAUGAAGCACAGGAACCAUGUGCUGUGGUCUACAACAGUGAUACCAUCGCUGCAGUUGACGAACGCAUCCACCAUCUCAAUUCCAAAUGCAUAAAUCAACUAACGAAACAAGGAUUUCAAAAACAAAGCGUAACUCUGGAACCGUACCUGAACAUGCGUUACCACAAGACUGACUGUGCCAUCAUGGUGUCUGUAACCAGUAAAUCAGCUGACGUGCCAAAAACGUCCGUCUUUGGAGACUUUGUUGCAGCUUUCCAAGAGAGGUACACGCGUGAAUUUGGCUUUACCAUUCCGGAUCGUGACAUCAUCAUCGACGACGUCCGUGUGCGGGGUAUUGGUCAACAGCACGUACACGAGAGUGUUUCCAUUAUGAAGUCCAGAGGCGAUCAACCAAAUCCUUGUGAGGUCACCGAAUGCUACUUUGAAGACCGUUUCCACAAGACCGCCGUUUUCCUUCUGCAAGACCUGCUGGCUGGUCAUGUGAUCCCAGGUCCCGCUAUCAUCAUAGACAAAACAUGUACCAUUGUAGUGGAACCAUCUUGCACUGCAGAUAUUCUGGAGAGUGGUGAUGUUGCUAUAACGGUGGAUAAAGUUCAGGAAGAGAGAAUAAGCACUGAGCUGGAUGCUAUCUGUUUAUCUGUAUUUUCCCAUCGCUUCAUGAGCAUUGCUGAACAGAUGGGCAAGGUUCUGCAGAGGACAGCGAUUUCAACAAAUAUCAAGGAGCGUCUUGAUUUUUCUUGCGCACUCUUUGGCCCUGAUGGUGGUCUUGUGUCAAAUGCCCCACAUAUUCCUGUGCACCUGGGAGCAAUGCAGGAAGCUGUACAAUUUCAGAUGAGGCACCUCGGGGAUGACCUGAGGUCUGGCGACGUGAUUCUUUCCAAUCAUCCCUGUGCUGGUGGGAGUCAUCUUCCUGAUCUCACCGUUAUCACUCCUGUGUUCUAUGAGGGUUGUGAAAAGCCAGUCUUUUUCGUUGCCAAUCGUGGACAUCAUGCAGACAUUGGCGGGAUCUCCCCCGGUUCGAUGCCUGCCCAUUCACAUUCCCUAUUGGAAGAGGGGGCCACAUUUCUCUCAUUUAAGAUAGUCAAAGGAGGCGUUUUUCAACAAGAAGCCCUGAUAGAAGCACUCAAUGCACCAGCAAAGUUGCCCAACUGUAGUGGAUCACGCAACCUCAGAGACAACAUUGCUGAUCUACAAGCACAAAUUGCAGCCAACCAAAAGGGUAUAAGUUUAGUUAAGGAGUUGAUCAACCAAUAUGGGUUGGAAGCAGUCCAAGCCUACAUGGGACACAUUCAGAAAAAUGCGGAGGUUGCAGUGCGUGACAUGCUUCGCAGCAUCGCAAGUACAGCAAUAAAGGAGCAGGGCAGAGCGAGGCUGUUUGGCUGCGACCGCAUGGACGACGGCUCUCGGAUCAUGCUCGCAGUCGAACUUGAGGAAACGACGGGAUCGGCCGUGUUUGAUUUUACUGGAACGUCUUACGAGGUUUACGGAAAUUGCAAUACACCAAGAGCUGUCACUCUAUCAGCCAUCAUAUACUGCCUCCGGUGUAUGGUUGGACACGAUGUGCCCCUUAACCAGGGCUGUCUGGCUCCUAUAAAGGUCGUCAUUCCGAAGAAUUGCCUACUGAACCCAUCGGAUGAUGCCGCUGUUGUCGGCGGUAAUGUACUGACAUCGCAACGAAUUGUGGAUGUUAUCUUCAUGGCCUUUGGCACAUGCGCCGCUUCUCAGGGUUGUAUGAACAACAUAACAUUCGGUGACGAUACGAUGGGGUAUUAUGAGACCAUUGGGGGCGGAGCAGGAGCCGGGCCACGCUGGAACGGUAGAAGUGGAAUCCACACUCACAUGACGAACACUCGUAUCACGGACCCCGAAAUUUUGGAAAGACGUUAUCCAGUAAUCCUGAAGCGCUACCACCUAAACCCUGGCACUGGUGGCAAGGGCUGCUUUACUGGUGGUAAUGGUGUCAUCAGGGAAAUGCUCUUUAGGAAAGAGUUCCACCUCUCAGUGCUCACAGAAAGGCGCGUCUUUGCUCCUUACGGCCUCAAAGGUGGUGAACCAGGGCGUUGUGGAUUGAACCUGCUGUUCUUUAACAAUGGACGAACUGUCAACCUGAGCUCAAAAUGUGCACUUGCUGUGUCACCAGGGGAUAUCCUUCACAUAGAAACACCUGGUGGCGGUGGCUUUGGGUUUCGGACUGAUUCCGAUGACUCGAUGACAUCCAUUACAGAGAAAGACUAACUAUAUUUUUAUAACAAUGUCGCAUAUGAGAAGAAACAACGAAAUAGGCGUUUAGGCCUUGUAAUAAUAAACCAUGAUCAUUGGAA